AUGGCCCUUCUCCUUUCAGAAUGGAUUUUCUUGGACGACGUCGUCGAUCGGUCGUCGGCGCACGGGAUCCUCGUCUCAGCAUCCUCCCUGAUCCUAUUGGCAACCGCGACUGUAAGUUUGCUACUGGCUGCAACAAGCGACCCCGGAAUCAUACCAAGAAACCCGGUGUCACCGUCUGAAGAAGAUGGAACAGGUGCUGCCAGAAGUGCUCCGAGCCGGUUCAUCGUCGUCAACGGUGUCGAGAUGAGGCUGAACUUUUGCCGGGCCUGCAAGAUCAACCGCCCUCCGAGAAGCUCCCACUGCGCCGUCUGCGACAACUGCGUCGACAAGUUUGAUCACCACUGCCCCUUGAUAAGCCGGUGCAUAGGACUGACGAGCCAUGAGAUGGAGAAAGGAAGGUAUCGCAGCUCGCCCAAUCCUUACGACAAGGGAGCUCUGGCAAACAUCAGGGAGUGCCUGUUUGAGAAGCUGCCGCCUCCUAGAAUCGACUUCAGAGCCGCGGCCGAGCCAAACCUGGGUCAGGCCGCCGGCGGCGAGAGCGAGGACGGCGAGCUCUCCCACUCCUUCAGCUGA
This is a messenger RNA of Setaria italica (foxtail millet), 573 nucleotides long. Its product is annotated as probable protein S-acyltransferase 2. The transcript is spliced from 3 exons. Gene Ontology annotation, cellular component: Golgi apparatus; endoplasmic reticulum. The record is from RefSeq and is a predicted model, not a curated record. Gene Ontology annotation, biological process: peptidyl-L-cysteine S-palmitoylation; protein targeting to membrane. NCBI's taxonomy places the organism in Eukaryota, Viridiplantae, Streptophyta, Magnoliopsida, Poales, Poaceae. Gene Ontology annotation, molecular function: protein-cysteine S-palmitoyltransferase activity. The coding region runs from base 1 to 573 and encodes 190 amino acids.